AUAUGCAUGUCCUUGCUUGGACCUUUUUCCUUUUCCCUUGCGUACGUAACCCAUUUUCCCUGUCGUGCGCGGCCUCCCACGUUUCAUCUUUUAGCGCGGGCGCUUGACGCUUCAACGGGCAUACUAAAGGAGACUUGGGGACGACUUGCUGCUGCGUUGCAUUGGCUGAAAAGGUCAUUGCGCUUAUUAGACUUAAUUUUUUUUCUUUUCGAGCGUCUUUUUCCUCCUGCAUCUUUUUGUCUUUUUGGUAUCGACUUUUGUUCUCCACCAUCAGACGUUAACAUCACCGAAAGCUUGCGGUCCAUCGAUUCCCCUCCACAUCGUAUCACUCUCCGAAACCCGAAUUGAAAGAAACAAACAAAAAAAGGCUUCACAAUGACAACAUUCACCUACAGAGAUGGAAUUGCCGUUCUGCAGCUUGUCGCCUUUUUCCCAUGCUUGGUUUUGUCCCUUCUCCUCUGCUUCCGCCAGGGCCUCAAGGCCGUCGCGGCGUGCUGGAGAUUCCUCAUCAUCCUCGCUGCGCUGCGUGUCGCAGGCUCCAUCUGCCAACUUCUCUUGAUUCACGACCCUCAGAACAUUCACAUCAUUACUGCCAAGCUUAUCUGCGACUUGUUGGGUAUUGCGCCGCUCACUCUUGCCGCCGUUGGUCUUCUGCAGCGAGUUGACGGUACCGUUGAAAAGGUCCCUGCCAAUGCUUUCCGCAUCAUUAGUCUCAUCAGUCUCGUCGGCCUUGCACUCGGUAUCUACGGCGCUACCCAAGUCAUCGACAGCGCCACUAGCCCGGGCAGCGAUGGCGUCGGAAAAGUCAGCGACAUGCUUGUUGCGGCCCUUGCCAUGUUCGUCGCCUGCCUUGGUCUCAUGCUGUGCCUCUUGGUCUUCUUGACGUCGUUCCUAUCUCUCAUGCCCCGAGCCGAAAAGGUCAUCAUGUACUCCAUCUACGCUUGCGCACCCUUCCUCAUUGUGCGCAUGGUCUACGCGUGCCUCGGCGACUUUGGCCAUUUGCAGGAUUUCAGCAUCUUUGGUGAUGGCAACGACACCAUUUAUCUCAUCAUGAGUGUCCUCAUGGAAAUCAUCGUCAUGGUUAUUUGCCUCGUCAUUGGUUUCAAGUGCCCACCAACCCCUGUCGAGCCAGCCAAGAGUAAGCCGCGCUUUGAUGCUAAAAAAGGAAACUCCGUGCUAACAUUUUAACCAGGUGAGUUCGAGAGCUAUAACCGCUACAAUGCCUAGAUCUGCUUCAGUCGCUGGAUUUUGACGACUAAGAACCUUUCUAUUUUUUAAUACGUAUUGCGAUGAAGGUCAUGCUAUACAGGACUGCUUUCCAGGCGUUGGAGUUGUUUGCUGUAGAAAUUUGAUACUUUUUUAAGUUGCUCCAUGAUAAAUUUGAAUAUGAUUUUUAAUUAAGACUCGAUUGUAUUUCGCAUCUCCCGCAAGAGAAGUGAGUUUUGUUGGUGUACGUCCGCCCAUGUAAAAAGAAAAGAUAACCUUUGAAAAAGAAAUAUGAAAAAAUUGAAAAAUUGAAAACACCUCGGUUGUAGUAUGAUCUUCGGUUGAAUAGUUUCCGGAACAAAAUGCUGGGUAUAGGUAUAGGGUAGGUUAUAGUCAAACACCUAGGUAAAUGCUUAGUUUCGCUGGCAAUGUCAAAGACUGAGUCUGUCCCAGUGUCGGCAUAUCGCUAAUCAAUUCAGCCGUAAUAAAUAUUCUGUAAAUUUCAGUGCGCUUUGGCAAUGGCUGCCUGGGCCAGUUGGACCAAUUCAGCAAUAAUAGCAUCCGUCUGCUUCAGGUAUGCAGCGGCAAAGGGCUGUGCGUCCUGGUGUCGGGGCAUACUGUGCACUAGGUUGGAUGAGGUGCGCAGGAUUUCGACGUCAUGGCGAGCGUUUUCAUGACGCGGGUUACGCAGAAUGCUCAUAAACAAUGUCAUCAUGGCCGACAAGGGGUAGAAAAUAAAUACGCUAAAACGGGACUAGGGUCAGCAAUCGUGCAUCAAUAUCGUCUUAGGUCAGCAUCAAAGUCUUACCAAAAUGCGCUUCCAACGAGACGAUGUGUUGCACCGUUUAAAUAGAUCAGUGUCGAUCGACUGGCUUCGACAGACAUAUCUAAACUCGACUGGAUACCAGAGUCGAUAUUCUCUUCAGCCCCCACAACACCGGCAGAGAUGCGGUUGCUCGCGGUGUGGAUGGAGUGCAGCAGAUGGUGAUACUCAAGAUGAAGUUCAAUGUGGAGCAUAGUUGCCGACUCUCCUAGGUGAUCUGCAAACUUCAUAUCUUUUCGGACUGAUAACGCGGGCGAGUACUCGGGCGGGAUUGAUUGACGCCAAAUUUCAACAUCUUCGUCCAGUUCCCGAAUGGUGCGUAAGAUCUCGGCAUCUUUUUUAUUGAUAGACCGAUAUGUGUAGAGAGAUUUCAGUACUUUGGAUUUUAGAAAACAAAGAUACAAAUCUCCGGGUAGAAAGGGCGUCUGGCAGUCGUCGCUGGGAUCCCGCGUGCGAUUUCCGAAGCGCACUUCAUCGUAGCCCACUGGAAGCGUGAGGUCGCAAAAGUCGUCGUCAAAAACGGGCGGGAAGCCUGUUCGGAGCGCCAUAUUUUUAUCAAAGUAAUAGCAAAACCAAAAUAAUAUUCGAAGCUGUCGGUCCUCUCGUUCGUGUCGAGUCAGUCGGCCGUCUUUGGGGACUGGCAUUUCGAUAAGAUGCCCACCAAGCGCCAUCACCGAUCUACAGGCUAUGCCGUGGUAAGCCUGUAGGAUAUUUUCCAGACCGCUAAGGGUGCCAUGAAGAAACUUUGAUAAUUUAGCAUGGCAUCGAAGUCGACAGAAGAAAUGUACUUACCAGCAUGCAGGUGGCCUGCAGACUAUUUAACGAGAAUUCUCGCACCGAAAGCAGCAGUCUGUGCGCCUCGCGCGCGCAGGCCAUGUCAUCAACAUACGCCGAUUCCUUCUUAGAUGCAAAAUAGCACCUGGAAAUUGCUAAAAACGCGAAGACGCACGCUUUGGCAAUGGUAUGAUCCGUACUAGCAGGGACGGAGGCGUCGUAUGCUAGCUCUAUGGUAUCAGGGAAUAAGACCAAGUCAAUGACGGGAAAGACAAGGAUGAGUUCCGAUGAUGUAUAGAGGUCAAAUAACGCCUUCAUGACCCAUCUAGACGGAAGAGUGGUGCCACUAUGGCUGCCUAGAUAGUUCUCGUUCCGACUGGGUUGGAAUUCUGGGAGAACUUCAAAUCGUGGCCACUCGCCCGUCUUCAUAUGAAUCCAAUCCUCAAACUCUGCCGUCAGAUGUGUCAAGCCCGUUCUCGGACAAAUGAGGCCAAAGUUGCGACCCAUGUGAAACACCAGUCCGAGAGGUGCCAUCUUGGAUUGCUGCUGCGGAUUAACAGACCCGGAUCGGAAGCGACAUGUCGAGCACCAGUUUGCCUCUGGUGGUCCACGUGGUGGCGAAAUAGGUGUCACAUAUGCAGAGGCUGGCGCACCUUCUGGAGAUGUUGACACCAUAGAAGUGAGCCUCUCUGGGGAGUCUUCGGGGAGCUUGGCCUCGAGCAUCUCUAUGCGUCGGACAAGGCUCUCGCGUGACAUGUUGGCCAAGCUGUUACUGCGUUGAAUGUCAGUGCCAAGAUUCAUACAGGGGUUUUACCUAGACAAAGUAUAUACCUUUUAUUCACUUUGGUCGUCUUCUUCUUACGAUUGCUAAAGACGCACUGGAGAUCAUGGUGCUGGCACCAGUUGCAGGUGCCGCCAACAUCGGCAGCAUCACAUCGGAUCUAGAGAUCCAACCGUUAGAGACAGGGAUUCAAUUGGGCUGCAGGAGAGCACAGGUUCGCAUUUGUUUCUAGAAACAUGCUGCAGUGUACGUACCUUGCGCUUAUGGCAUGCAUCGCAGGAGCGUCGCUUAUAUUCUGGCAUCUCGAAGCGACAGCCUCAAGCAGGCGCCCUGUCACUUGCGCUGAGGAGAACCACUUGGGGGCGGCGAAAUGCCAGCGCACAAGGGACGUGGAAAUCCGAGGGGCGCCGAGUCUGGGUAGCACGGCGGACGAUGGAUACAGUGACAGCCGAUGCAGAUGGUGCAGUCUGUCAGUCUAUUUUGCUUUUCUCUUAAUUAAGCGGCGUCGAGAGAGCUGGGGGAGGGC
Molecule: messenger RNA, 4110 nt
Organism: [Torrubiella] hemipterigena
Lineage: Eukaryota; Fungi; Ascomycota; Sordariomycetes; Hypocreales; Clavicipitaceae
Source: the annotation of a GenBank genome assembly